AUGGGCCAAUCUGGUCCGUUAUGGAGUUUAUAUCCGCUUCUUGCCAUCAUAGCUUUGUGUGAAUUCUGUUGCGGUGUCGUACAUUUGUUAUUCUGCCUACCAUUAUAUUUUCUGUGCCUUCCAAUGAUUAAUGGUGUACUCGGACUUAUGGCAUCAUUUCAUGCGAUUUUCUUACGAUAUCCGAAUAGAGUUCGACUUUAUUCAUAUCAUUACCAACUUGUAAUCGGUGCACUGGUGACAAUUACGGGUAUAUUUCACUUUAGGUUCUGUUGUACUUUCUUCUUUCUCGGAUUACCGCUUGCCAUUGGGGUUUACUCUAUUAUUCAAGGGGUGGUCUCGUGGCGAUCUCGAUGCCAUGGUUCUAUUGUCCGAAUGAUGAACGUAACAGGAGCUGCACUGGCUUUGCUGUUGUUCGCUGCAACUGCGUUCGGAAUAUUUUGUUGGUUUCACAGAGGUUUCCCUCCACAGACACUCACCAGACACUGCCACUGGUUACCGGAUAACGAAGCGUAUUGUUUACGUGUGAUACACUUCUCACAACCGUACAUCGAAUGGCUACCACCGGAAACAGAACGAGAAAUUGCCGUACUACAGCGAAUUCGGUCAACACAACACAUCCACUUGGGUGCAUUCACAUGUUGUCAGAUUGUCAGAACGAUAUCGUCAGCGAAACGAAAAGCUAGGGCGUACCCCAGAAGCGACGCGCAUUGUCCUCGCCCGGGCAAUGUGGCAAAUAUGCGAGGGUUACCGGCUAGAGGACGGAGCCGGCCAAAGAAGCUAGUCCGCCAUCGCCAGCAACAUCCAGUGCGCUUAGCAACAUUUAACGUUGGGACGCUUACUGGAAGAAGUCGUGAAUUGGCAGACAGUCUCAGAAAACGCCGUGUUGACAUAUGUUGUGUACAGGAGACUCACUGGAAGGGCUCCAAGUCAAGGGAAUUAGGCGAUGGCUACAAGCUCAUCUACCACGGCAUAUCGAAUCGCAAUUGCGUUGGUAUCAUAUUGAACGAGUCGUUUAGAAACAGCGUCACAGCGGUGGAUCGACUAUCGGAUCGCUUUCUGGCUGUAAAAGUAGAUACAGGAGAAGUGGAAUUGCGAGUCGUCUCUGCUUAUGCGCCACAUAUGGGCUGUAGUGAAGAAGAGGAGGCGUGCUUUUGGGAAGAUCUGGAGCAGUACGUCCAAUCCCUGGAAGGCGAAGAAGUACUUCUAAUCGGAGGAGACUUCAACGGACAUGUCGGUUCUCGGAAAGACGGAUUCGAGGGUUGUCAUGGUGGAUACGGCUAUGGAGCUCGUAACGACGACGGGUUGCGAAUCCUGGAGUAUGCUGUUGCAAGUGACUUGAUCAUUACUAACACGCAGUAUCGGGAAAGAAAAUCGCAUUUGAUCACGUACACCAGCGGCGGUCGCGAAACACAAAUAGAUUUCUGGAUGUUACGCCGACGAGGUCGCCGACUUCUGCAGGAUUCAAAAGUCAUCCCCACAGACCAUGUCGCUGCCCAACACCAUCUGCUCGUUAUGGAUUUGAAAAUCUCCCAUCCAAGGAAGAGACAUCCAAGGACUGAAACACAGCGCAUCAAAUGGUGGAAUCUGAAGGAUCGAAAGGAGGUAUUUUUCGCAUCCGUGGCUCCAUCAACACUUCCCCACCCUACUCGUAGUGUGGAGGAAAUGUGGUCGUCUACUUCCAGCGUUAUACGCUUGACCGCGGAGAACACUCUGGGAAAGACGACUCUAGGUAAGCCCAAAGUGCAAAAGGCUACGUGGUUUUGGAACGAGGAAGUUCAGGCGGCAAUUCGUGAGAAGAAGUCCAAGUAUAAGCUCUGGUGGAGGACACGUCAGUUUGAAGAUCGGGAUGCUUACCUAGCGGCGAAGAGGGAGGCUAAGAAGGCAGUCUCCAAGGCGAAGUCGGACCGCUACAAGGCUGUGUACGACAUGCUUGAUACUAGAGAAGGCGAGCGGGCAGUGUAUCGUUUAGUCAGAGCGCGACAUCGCUCAACGUUGGAUAUGGAACACCCCAAGAUCGUUAAGGGAGCUGAUGGAGCCGUUCUGCGCCGCCCUGGUCAGAUCCUGGAGAGGUGGCGAGAGUACUACAACCACUUUGUAACGAAGAGUUCUGUCAUCCUCCGAUCCCAACUGUUCCCAGCGUCGAGGGUCCUGUUCUACCAAUCACUGCCGUCGAAGUCAGUGCUGCCCUCGCAAAAAUGA
Messenger RNA from Necator americanus (New World hookworm), 2199 nucleotides. RefSeq lists its product as uncharacterized. The transcript has 8 exons. Gene Ontology annotation, cellular component: nucleus. The record is from RefSeq and is a predicted model, not a curated record. Gene Ontology annotation, molecular function: catalytic activity. Gene Ontology annotation, biological process: chromatin remodeling. Lineage: Eukaryota; Metazoa; Nematoda; Chromadorea; Rhabditida; Ancylostomatidae. The coding region runs from base 1 to 2199 and encodes 732 amino acids.